Rhododendron vialii is the source of this 2322-nucleotide messenger RNA. Its product is annotated as AAA-ATPase At2g46620-like. The coding region runs from base 638 to 2104 and encodes 488 amino acids. Gene Ontology annotation, molecular function: ATP hydrolysis activity; ATP binding. The transcript has a single exon. The record is from RefSeq and is a predicted model, not a curated record. NCBI's taxonomy places the organism in Eukaryota, Viridiplantae, Streptophyta, Magnoliopsida, Ericales, Ericaceae.
AUGCAAAACCAUUUCUAUUUUUGUAUUCCGUUCGCAUAAGGAUUGAUACCCAAUUAACAACCAAGUGUUCCCGAUGAGAUCUACAAUAGCAACGAAACCGAUUGUUGAAUUAGGUCCGACAAGGAAUGGAAAUCAGCCAAACCGCCCUGUGCAGUUCUCGGCCAAGCUACCGAGGAGCUGUCUUCAUACCACACACACACUCUCUCUCCACACACAUACACUCUCUCUCUCCAUGUGUGUGAGCGCUUGCGUGUUUUCACCCUUUCUUUGUUGACACAGUCACAGUGUGUAAAGUGUGGCCUUGACCUGUUAAACUUUCCAUGCCAGGCUUUAUUAGCUACACAAACAACAGCCAGCCAGCCAUCCCAUCUUCAAAGUUUCAACAGAAACCCACUACCCCUCAUUUUAAAAGGCUCCCAAUAUAAACACCCAAUAAAAUCAUAUCCCCCCAACACCCACCCUCUUCCCCCAUUGGACUAAUACCUUCUAUUGAUAUACUCCUAGUCCUGAUAGAAUUCCAACAGCAAAAGCAAUCUCUGCCUACCCCCAUGAUUUCCUCCCCCAUCAAUCUCCCUUGAUCAUCAUUGAUUCCCUCUCUCUCGCUCUCUCCAUCAUACCACGCGGGACCUUCCCAAUCAUGCUUCCACCGAACCCAAUUCUACUCCUAGCCGCAAUCACGGCUUCCUACUUGCUUUUCCGGUUCCUGUACAAAACGUCCGUCCUCCAAAUCGUCAGAAACUGGUGCAGAUUGAUCGCCGACAAAUGCCACGUCCACCAGACCUACAGAAUCCCGCAAUUCAACGAGCACAUGCAGGAGAACCACCUAUACAGGAAAGUCUCCACCUACCUCAACUCGCUCCCGGCCGUCGAGGACUCCGACGGGGCCAACCUCUUCGCCGGUCCGAAGCCGAACGACAUCGUCCCGGUACUCGACGACAACCAGACGCUGAUCGACGCGUUCCUGGGCGCCAGGGUGCACUGGACGAACGAGAGGUCCGAUCGGGACGGAUCGCGGGCGUUGCUUCUAAGGAUCAGGAGGAAGGACAAGCGUCGGAUCCUCCGCCCUUACUUGCAGCACAUUCACGCGACCUUCGAGGAUAUUGACCAGAGGAAAAAGGAGGUGAAGCUUUUCUUGAACGCGGAGGAGCGACCGGAGAGGAACGGACGGUGGAGAUCUGUCCCGUUCACCCAUCCGUCCACGAUCGAAACGGUCGCGAUGGAUUCCGAUGUGAAGAACAAGAUCAAGUCGGACAUGGAGUCCUUUCUCAAGUCGAGGCAGUACUACCACCGCCUGGGCCGCGUCUGGAAGCGGAGUUAUCUACUGUACGGACCUUCCGGCACAGGAAAAUCGAGCUUCGUCGCCGGAAUGGCCAAGUUCCUCUGCUACGACGUGUACGACGUCGACCUAUCGAACGUAUCGGACGACUCCGAUUUAAAGAUGCUGCUGCUGCACACGACGAACAAGUCGUUGAUCGUGAUCGAGGAUCUCGACCGUUACCUGGCCGCGAAACCGACGGCCGUGAGCUUGUCCGGGAUACUCAACUUCAUGGACGGAAUAUUCUCCUGCUGCGGGGAAGAGCGCGUCAUGGUCUUCACGAUGAACGGCAAGGAUCAGAUCGAUCCGACGGUCCUCAGGCCCGGGAGGAUCGACGUACACGUGUACUUCCCCCUGUGUGAUUUCUCCGCUUUCAAGACCCUGGCCAGUAGCCAUUUGGGUCUGAAAGAGCACAAGCUCUUCCCGCAGGUGGAAGAGGUUUUCCAAACCGGGGCGAGUUUGAGCCCGGCCGAGAUCGGGGAGAUCAUGAUCUCGAACCGGACCUCGCCGAGCCGGGCGAUAAAAACGGUUAUCACUGCCUUGCAGAGCAAUAGUGUGGACCGUAGGGGGUCGGGUAACCUCGGGCCGAGACUGACCGAGAGCUCGUCGGGUCGGAGCUACGGAGAGCCCGGCGAGUGCGGGUCGUUCUUUACCCGGGACGGGUCCCAUACGAUGAAGGAGUUUCGGAAGUUGUACGGGCUGUUGAGGAUGAGGAGCGGUAGGAAGAAUUCGGAGGAUUUGGAUUUGAGUGAGAGAGAAAAUUCGCGGCACGAAAUUGAAGUCAAAUGAUUGCGGGCAAGUGGGUCGGGUUUUAGCGGUUUACACUUGGAGCUCCGGAACUUAGGACUCCUUAAAUUUGUUUAGAGGCUACCAAAAUUCAUUUUUAGGCCGUUUCUAUUUCUAAAAUUCCGUGCAGGUCAUUUUGUUUUCUUCUUUUUACUCUUUAUUCGUAAGUAAUACAAUGUCUUAUUGUCCAAAAAUAAUCAUACGUAUCGUGUUUUCAUUAA